CGCUCCACACCCCUGGACAACGCACGAAGUUCAAUUGGUCAACAUCGCUCAUCACCGUCAGUAAAUCACAUCUCACACCUUACAUUGCAUACGAACAGUACGGAUCAGAUGUUCAAGCCCUCCUCACGCAAUGCCCACCAAAGCGACGACGACGGGGCAGUAUGGCACAAGGUCGACGCGGACAAGAUCCGCACGCCAGCUGGCAGAAUUGCCCCAAAGCCCGCUGCGCCCACAGGCCGCAUUGGUGCACGAUCCAGUGGAUGACCUGGCAUCGAAGUUAAAAGACACCAGAAUUGUCGAUCAGAAGCCUUUGGGAAAAUCGCCGCGGAAAUCAAUCGCAGUUAUCGACCUCACGCAGGACGAAGAUGCGGAGGAGAAGGUGCACCACAGCCCACCCCGCAAGGCUCACGAGCGCACAAACACAGCCGACCAUGGGAAUCAAGUGAACGGCCUCGACGAAGACAACUUGAGAUCUCUCACAUGGGACGAGGUCUGUCCGCCCGGCGACUCUAUCCAGAAAAUUGCCGAAGCGUCGUACGCAGAAGUCUACCGCGUCACCAACGAGCGCGGGACCAGCAUCAUCAAAGUCAUCCGCCUCGAGUCGCCCAUCAAAGCGCAGACAAAGGCACAGGUCAAGUCAAGCUUGGUCGACGAAGAGCCUCGGUCCGCCGUCGACGUGGCGGGUGAGCUGCAGAUCUCGGAGUUGUUGGUGGACAUACCGGGCUUCGUGGUGUACAAGGAGCGUUACAUUGUACGGGGGAAGACAACAAAAGGGUUGCUGGAGACGCAUCAAGCUUUCCAGAAGAAGAUGAAGAGAGAGGAUCCCGGGCGGGCCCAGUUCUAUCCUUCCCCGAGUCGCUACCUGGAUGGCACCAAGUUUCUGGUGGUGGAGCUGGGCGACGCGGGCAAAGCGCUCGAGGAUUUCGAGCUCACGACUGAAAGUCAGCUUUGGGACGUCUUCCUGCUGCAGGCCAUUGCGCUGGCACGGGCGGAAGACCACGCCAUGUUCGAGCAUCGCGACCUACACGAGGGCAACCUAUGUAUCCGGCAAGUUUCCUCUCCCCGGGCGAAACCAGCAGACGCGCCACAGCCCUUUGGCUACUCUGGCCUUGACAUCACCAUCCUCGACUACGGCCUCUCGCGAGCCGAAGACAUGUCUGUGGACUUUGCCAAGCCAGUUGCGUCUGACCUGGAACGAGACCUGAGCCUGUUCACUAGCACUCAUGCGCCGCAGUGCAAGGUGUAUCGCCAGAUGCGUUCGUUCCUACUCAAAGCCGAUCGCACUUGUCUGCCGCCCGAGGAGCACUGCGUCCCGUAUGCAAAGGGGGUGGAUGGUCCGCUGUCCUGGGAAGUAUAUGCGCCGUACACCAAUGUGCUGUGGCUUGCCUAUCUCUACGAGUACUUGAUUAAGAACUUCAAGGGCGAAAGAGCCGAGGUUCUCGCCUUUCGAAGGGCUACUAGGGAAUUUUGGAUCUAUCUGAACCCUAGAGCAAAGCCCGACGUGCCCAUGUUCGGCAGCGCCGCUGACAUUGUGUGCUAUGCUGUCGAAGCCGGCUGGAUGAGCGAGGGCCAGAUCCUGGAGGGUGCCUCAGUCGUCGAGAGAGAAGACACCAGCAUCAUUCUAUCGAAGGAGGAUGCCGCCGCGGAUGCCGAUCUAUCGACGAGACAAUCGCCGAGGAGACGCACGAGGACGCGGGAACUGUGAGCUUCCAUUUUGCAUGAUUUUGGCGUUGAUACAUAUGAGAUACCCAUGAAUGAGACUUUGGUAGCGUUGAGUUUACGUAGGCGAAUCUGACAUUGAGGCUUGACUCGUUAUUGAUGGCAGCUGGUGCAUGAUGCAGACGGAAAUGAGCAGCGCCUCCCCGCGUGUCGUGACAAUGAUGGACUUGCUCGAAGUGUGCCUCAUCUCCGAAUGAAGAUCAUAUCACACGCCGCUCAAUUCUGUUAAGAAAGACACGUAAUCAUGGUGGUGACGCUAACAGACCCCACGUCCGUCCGGCGACCUCGGUGUUCCCC
Emericellopsis atlantica is the source of this 2016-nucleotide messenger RNA. RefSeq lists its product as uncharacterized. Gene Ontology annotation, biological process: mitotic cell cycle; intracellular signal transduction. The transcript has 2 exons. Lineage: Eukaryota; Fungi; Ascomycota; Sordariomycetes; Hypocreales; Bionectriaceae. Bases 131 to 1705 code for a protein of 524 amino acids. Gene Ontology annotation, molecular function: histone H3T3 kinase activity. The record is from RefSeq and is a predicted model, not a curated record. Gene Ontology annotation, cellular component: nucleus; cytoplasm.